AUGAAAGGCACCUCUAUCUUCCAGUUCAAGUCAUGGCCCAAGAUCCACCAGCCGCUGCCUCGCACCCCGCGUGAAUCCCAGCAACUCCUCAACGCUCUCACCUCGUCCUUUCGCCGCCAGCUCGACCACGCAUACCCGGCAUCCAAUGUCUCUAACCAUAAUGAAGGCGAUCGGCAGCCCUUGAAUACCGAGUCGUCAGCUCAUGCAACUGACAAGCAUCUGCAUAAUAUUCUGGAUAACCCUUUGUUUCGAAUUGUGCCCCCGAAACCGACACUAGUGUCUCAUGAUCGCAACGCGCUGCGCAGCGUGGAAGAACAGAGGCGAUUGGCAGAAGAGCCCAUGUUGGUAUUUGAUGAGCUUGUAGCGUCGGGUUCAGCCACUGUGCCAGCCGUCACUGAGUGCUUGAAAUCACAGCUUGUCCUUGCGCGGUCUCGUGAUGGUCACGGAGUGAGCGAGGCCAUGAAAGCCUCAAGAGCCGCUUCAAGGGUAGUGAAUUGGUUUUGGGCCUCGGACGGCGCUUCUAGGCGGAAGCUUUUACAGUCGCGACCCUGGACCACCGCAUUGACCAAAUUCAUGGUUGCUGAGGGCCUUCAUAACAACGUAUUGGAUUGGUUGAGACUGCUCAUCAAUCGAGACCUUGGCGGAGACAACGGCUUGAUCAUAGAAGGGCUCGCCCGGCAUACUUUCAGCCACCUCCUUAUCGAUUUUCUGGACGCGGAGAUUCGAUAUGGGAAUGGUUUCGGCUCUGCCCUAAAGUUCUACCUGCGCGCGUGUCAAUUGCAUUUUGCCUCUCCCCAAGCUGAUGCGUCCGCCGCCAAACCAAUGCUGUUGGCAGCAGGUGCUCAACUGAGCCGGGUGGCUAUGGACCAGAAGCCAUCUAUUGAAAAUGUCUCGAUCUAUCUGUAUGAAGAGUUUAUGGAUGUGAUCUCUACCCUGACUUCUACUCGGUCGCUACUCUUCGCCUCCGUGGCAGUCUGUCAUCCCUCGCAGCCUGACCCCCAACCUUUCAUUCGCAUCGUGGAAACACUCUCACCGAGCAAGUUUCAGAAGUACAACACAGCCAGGCGAGAUGCCUUCCUCCGAGUCGGCUGUGACGCCCUUCGCAUACUCAUGGUCGACCGGGACAACUACCGAGGUGCCACCAAACUGGCGCAGCAAAUGCAACAUCUACUUCCAAAUACGACAGAUACUACCGCCAACGGGAAGUCCCGCAACCGCGCCUCCUCGGAGGACUAUCUACUCAAUCGUCUGGACUUGAACAUGACUUGA
Molecule: messenger RNA, 1269 nt
Organism: Penicillium cinerascens
Lineage: Eukaryota; Fungi; Ascomycota; Eurotiomycetes; Eurotiales; Aspergillaceae
Exons: 1
Coding region: 1-1269 (422 amino acids)
Source: RefSeq, a predicted model, not a curated record